AUGGGAAUUAGACCGGUCGUGCAUAACUAUUCUGGCGGCUUUUGGGGUCAGCCGACUUGUCAAUCCAAGCGAGACUAUGGCGUCACUCGAUACAUCGCCGAAUUCAUCAACACCUUGACCAAUCUCGUCUACGUCAUCUACGCAAUAUAUGGAAUCCGCAAAUUAUACAUGCAGCAGAACCCAAAGGCCAAUGCUUUCCGAACCAUCCCUUACUGGGGUCUCAUGACAGUGGUGGAUGACCUCUCAAUGCUAUUCACAACAACACCCGUCCUUCACCGAGUCUUGACCGUCAACUCCAGCCUGAAGACCUCAAUCAUCAUGGCAGUGGUCCUCGGCACUAGCCUCAUGGCUCUUGUUGUAUACCAUGUGAUAGCAGAUGAGCUUAUUGUGCAUUCUCUCAGCUUUGUCCUUUCUAUUGCUGUCAUUGGAAUUCGGACUAUACAGCUUAUAAAUGUCAGAACGGUCGAAGGAUCGGCUGCACGGAGGGAGAUUUGGGGGGUUGUGAGAUUCGGUGCAGUCAUCUUCCACAUGGGAUAUGCUGUAUGGAUAUUUGAUGGGUGGCAUAUUUUCACUGGUAUUGGAGCAUAUAUAUUUAUUGCGGUUAUCGAUCAUCUUGCGUCGGGUGAAGACGGACCCCAUGUCGAUAUGUAUCUCGCCUGGCCAGCUCCGUGGGCUUCUCGAUCUAUCUUUGCUGGAAGGCUCAAUACACUUCCUGCGAAUGUCGAUAAGAAAAGAGAAUAA
Molecule: messenger RNA, 741 nt
Organism: Penicillium atrosanguineum
Lineage: Eukaryota; Fungi; Ascomycota; Eurotiomycetes; Eurotiales; Aspergillaceae
Product: ceramidase
Exons: 6
Coding region: 1-741 (246 amino acids)
Biological process (GO): ceramide biosynthetic process; ceramide catabolic process
Cellular component (GO): endoplasmic reticulum membrane
Source: RefSeq, a predicted model, not a curated record